Molecule: messenger RNA, 1627 nt
Organism: Frieseomelitta varia
Lineage: Eukaryota; Metazoa; Arthropoda; Insecta; Hymenoptera; Apidae
Product: zinc finger CCCH domain-containing protein 10-like
Exons: 4
Coding region: 214-1500 (428 amino acids)
Molecular function (GO): metal ion binding
Source: RefSeq, a predicted model, not a curated record
AACUAGGAAUUGGUUUUGGUACACAUCCUGGAUAUUGCAAAAAGUGAAUGACUGGAGUUGCUUGACAUUCAUCAACGCCUAUAAUAGCUUUUGUUGUUUCGCUUAGCAGACAUAUUAAUACACUGGCACCUACUACACACACACACGUAUAACGUGUAAGCAAUAACGAUCGAUUAGGAAUUCGUUACGAGGUAUGACCGCAAUGUAUUAUCGAUGAAGAAGCUGAAAAAGAAGUCGGAUAACGCGAGAGGCGGGCAAGCGAGCAAGACAGUAGGCGCGGCGAAUGCAAGCGGAGAUGCAUCACCCACUCGCGUGUGCAGAGAUUUUCUACGAAACGUGUGUCAUAGAGGCAAACGCUGCAAGUAUUUGCAUGAACGUUCCGAGGAUGACCCUGUAGAAGAGUACACGUUUUGCCAUGACUUUCAAAAUGGAAUGUGCAAUUGGCCUGGUUGCAAAUUCCUUCACUGCACAGAAAGCGAGGAGAAAAGAUUCCGAGCAACGGGGGAAUUACCUGCCCACAUCUUGAACAGGCUCAAAAACAACAAUGAAAAAUCGGAAUAUCCAAUGUGUAAAGAUUUCAUCAAGGGUAGCUGCCAAAGGACAAAUUGUAAAUUCAGACAUUGGAAGAGCGAAGAACCGCAGCAUAACUUAAUUGCAACAUCCCAUCACAAUGUGUCUAGGCCGCAACAUAAUUUUAACGGUACUAGCAAUGGUGAGAAUCGCAGAUACGAGGAGGAUAGAAAUUUUCAUUGGCAAAUGGAAGAUCAACACAACUUAGUCACAAAUAAUGGUUACAAUGCAUCUUCACAUCCACCUGAUUAUAUAGGACCUCCUGAACCAAAGAGGCGAAUAGUUUCUGGUGAAACUGUUGUUCAUUUUGAAGCUUCGCCACUCGUGGGUCAGCAUACUGCGCAACCGGUCACUCCAGGAUAUUAUUAUCCAGUAAUACCACGUAAUGAAGCUAGAGCAAUUGUUUUAGAAGAUGAAAAUGCAUUAUUGAGAAAGAAGAUAGAGGAAUUAAAAAAGCAAGUUAGCGAUCUAACAGCAACUAAUGAGUUUCUCUUGGAUCAAAAUGCUCAGUUGAGAAUGUCAGGGAAACGAACUGCAAAUGUAACGGCUGUUACAGUUCCAGCAGUUACUAUCACAAAUACUGUUCCACCAUCGCAAGCUCCGACACCUCAACAAAUGGUUAAUGCAGCGGUAGCUGCUGGCACUUUACGUACAGUUACUGCAAGUGUCGCGACCGUUCCUGUAAGUAUAGCCACAGUUGCACCUGUUUCCAUUGCAGCAGUUUCAAUGGCACCAGUAUCAAUCCCGCCACCCAUUGUUACGAUGGCCCAGCAAACGAUUACAAUGAGCGGUUCAGGUCCGCAGGCAACUAAUCAACAACCACCUAAUACGCAGCAACCUGCUAGCUUACCUCUCUCGAUAUCUGGUGCUACUGCACCGUUGGUUUCGUAUCCUAUUAUGACUCAAGAACUUAGGCCCGUAUUGCAGUAAGUAAAUUAUAGACACGAAAGGAACAUCAAAUAAUACCUCAAGCAUGUAAGCAAGUUAAGAAUGCUUUCUUUUGCAUUCAGUCUUUCAAGAUAAUAUUGUAUUUCUUGAAGUAUAAGUGAUGAAUGCG